Molecule: messenger RNA, 201 nt
Organism: Tetranychus urticae (two-spotted spider mite)
Lineage: Eukaryota; Metazoa; Arthropoda; Arachnida; Trombidiformes; Tetranychidae
Source: RefSeq, a predicted model, not a curated record
UUGGCCAUUUCUCUGAAAACUUCGAGUCACAAUAUUUCGAGAAUAAUGACACUGACAAUCACCAUUCUUUGCCUAAUCAUUAGGCUUUACAUAACAGACCAAUUCGAUUUUCGAUUCAAACUGGCCGUUCUCAGUGAACAUAAAAACUCAGUUUUCGUUCCUACAAACACGUCGUAUCUAAACUCUCGACUGGAAAGUUAA